AUGGCUGAGGUGGAGUGGAUACACAGACAUCCCAAGGCUGAGGACCUAAGGAUUGGGCUUAUCAGCUGGGCAGGAACCUACCUCACCUUUGAAGCAUAUAAGAAUACGAUCACAGCUACUGCAAAGAGUUUGGGCAGGAGACAGACCUGGGAGCUCUUGGUGAGCAAUGAGCAUGAGGCACAGGCUGUGGUACGAGUAAAGAGCUUGCAGGGUCUCUACCUUCUGUGUGAAGGGGAUGGCACUGUGGGCUACGGCCGGCCAAAAACCAGCCACCAUGGAUGCUUCCUACUCCGUUUCCACCGGAAUGGCAAGUGGACUCUCCAGUGCAUACUCUCUGGUCGUUAUCUGGAAUCCGAUGGUGAGGAUGUGUUCUGCAACUCCCGGGUCCUCUCAGCUUACCACAUGUGGACCCCUCGGCCAGCUCUGCAUGUCCACGUGAUCCUUUACAGCCCCAUCCAUCACAGCUAUGCCCGAGCCGACCACACCGUGGGCCGGGUCUGGGUGGAUGCAGCAAUCCCCUGCCUAGAGGAAUGUGGUUUCCUGUUGCAUUUUCAAGAUGGAUGCUACCACCUGGAGACCUGUACACACCACUUCUUGUCCCAUGUAGACCGACUUGUCCCUCAACCCUCAUCACAGACAGCUUUUCACAUGCAAGUGCGACCUGGAGGGCUUGUGGCACUGUGUGAUGGAGAAGGAGGCACAUUAUACCCACAAGGUGCACAUCUGCUCCUAAGCCUGGGCAACAGUCCCAGGAGGGGUGAAGAGUGGUUCAUCCUACAGCACCUCCCGACCUGGGUCACACUCAGGUCAAAGACUCGGAAGUUCAUCUCAGUCAUCUACGAUACAGAAGUGUGUGCUGCCUCUGAGCACUUGACCCCAAUGUCCUUGCUGACCUGGAACUGCAAUUCUCCCAAUCUUAGUCUGAAAUUGUCAGUCCUUAUUCCUAGUUUCUCUUCCUGAUAUUCUCUUCAGAGGCACCAUAGGACAUUGAUAGCUGAUGGGCACCCACUGGAGUCUGACACCUUCUUCCAUGUGCACUGGAAUUGUGGACGGAUCAUCCUACAGUCCUCCAGUGGACGCUUUCUAGGCAUUGCACCCAAUGGCCUACUGAUGGCUAAUGCCACCAUUCCAGGUCCAAAUGAGGAACUAGGGAUUCGAUUUGCCAACCGUGCCUUCCUUGUACUGCGAGGUCGGUAUGGGUACGUGGGCUCCUCCUCAGAACAUGAUCUCAUUCAGUGCAAUAUGGAUCAGCCCGACUGCAUUCAGUUACUACCCUGUCACCAGGGCAUCUACCACUUCCAGGCACAGGGUGGAUCCUUCUGGUCUAUAACAUCUUUUGGCACCUUCCGUCCUUGGGGAAAGUUUGCUCUCAACUUCUGUAUAGAACUUCAGGGGAGCAAUUUGCUCACGGUGCUGGCACCCAAUGGUUUGUACAUUCGAGGCGACAGAAGUGGCACCCUAUUGGCAGACAGCGAAGACAUUACCAAAGAAUGUAUCUGGGAAUUUUAG
Molecule: messenger RNA, 1509 nt
Organism: Castor canadensis (American beaver)
Lineage: Eukaryota; Metazoa; Chordata; Mammalia; Rodentia; Castoridae
Source: RefSeq, a predicted model, not a curated record